AUGUCAAACGACAGUUGUGCUUAUACACCCAUUAUACUAAAUUUGGUAGGAGCGGGAUCUACUCAUGAUGAUGCUUCCUCAGGCAUUAUUGCUUGUUUCAUACGGCACUAUCUACAACAACGUCUCAUUUAUGGACAGAGUUCAGACAUCGGCACGAGCAAUCAAAAUGGUCACAUGGUUCCUAAUUUCAAUAAAACUUUGAUGAAUUACACGUCAAUGGAGCGCGGCAAACCUUUAUUCGCAAUGCAAGGCCCGAGGGAUAGUUGGGUGCAACGUGAAGAUUUGGUAUGA
Pochonia chlamydosporia 170 is the source of this 291-nucleotide messenger RNA. RefSeq lists its product as hypothetical. The transcript is spliced from 2 exons. Bases 1 to 291 code for a protein of 96 amino acids. NCBI's taxonomy places the organism in Eukaryota, Fungi, Ascomycota, Sordariomycetes, Hypocreales, Clavicipitaceae. The record is from RefSeq and is a predicted model, not a curated record.